Molecule: messenger RNA, 822 nt
Organism: Vicugna pacos (alpaca)
Lineage: Eukaryota; Metazoa; Chordata; Mammalia; Artiodactyla; Camelidae
Source: RefSeq, a predicted model, not a curated record
CCACUCCCGCCCCCGCCCCGGCCGGCGCCCUCCUCCUACGGCUUCCAGGCGGCUGCGGAGGUCGCGGUGUCGCUGAAGCGCAAGGCCGCCGCCGAGGGCCGCUACCGCAAGUAUGUCUACGAGCCUGCCAAGGCCCCGGCGGCCGACGGCACCUCCUACCCUGCCGCGGACAACGGUGAGUGUCGGGGCGACGGGUUCCGGUCUAAGCCGCUGGGAGCCGCCGAGGAGGCGUCGGGCAAGUACGGCAGCGGUGUCCCCCUCAAGGUCCUGGGCUCUCCCGUCUACGGCCCACAACUCGAGCCCUUUGAGAAGUUUCCGCAGCGGGCCCCGGCGCUGGCUCCCCGCGGGGGCUUUGCAGUGCCGUUGGGGGAGCCUCCCAAAGGUGAGGACCCGGGGGCCCUGGAGCUGGUGACCAGCAAGAUGGUGGACUGCGGGCCGCCGGUAAAGUGGGUGGUCGUGGCAGGCCAGGGCGCGCUCAAGGCGGCGCUGGAGGAGGAGCUGGUGUGGCCCCUGCUGAGGCCGCCCGCCUUCCCGGGCAGCCCGGGCCCGCCCGGAGCGACGCUGGCCGCACCGGGCGCGUCCGAAGGUGCGCGCCUCCUCCAGGCCGCCUUCGCGGUUGCGCGCUGCCGCCCGCCCGCUGUGCUCCUCCUCAGCGAGCUGGACGCGCUGCUGCCCGCCCUGGACGAAGGCGUGGGCGCCUCGGGAGCCCUGCAAGCGCCGCUCCUGGCCUGCCUGGACGGCGCAGGGGCCGACGGCGUGCUGGUCGUGGGCACGACCUCGUGGCCCUCGGCCCUGGACGAGACGGCCCGGCUCGCGGGCUGA